AUGACACCCAACGCCAUUGUUUCGACUUGCGAUGGUAAAAGUCCAGCGGCCUACAAGUUUGCCAAGAGGUGGCACGAGCAGUCUGACUUGGCUAGGGCAUACCUUGACAAGGCGGCAAAGAAGAUGAAAAAGUGGGUCGACACCAAACGAAGGCGGGUGGAGUACGAAGAUAAGUCUAUCAAAAAUAUUGUUCAAGUGAUUUCAGAAAAAUUACAGCCUAAACCAUUAAGAGUUGCUAAGUACGAAGUGGGUAUCGAUGCAUGCAUAGACAAAAUAAUUACAUUGCUAGACGAGGAUCAACUCUUUGUUGGAAUUUGUGGAAUUGGAGAAGUAGGUAAGACCACCGUUGCCAAAGCGGUUUUCAACCGUAAAUCAAAAGAUUUUGAAAGAAGUUGCUUUCUUGAAAAAGUGAAAGAAGAGUCAGCAAAGGAUGGUGGUCUAGCUAAACUACAAACCAAGCUUCUCAGGGAGACCCUAAGGGAUCAAACUAUAACAAUAUCAGAUCCUAAUGGGGAAAUCAAUGAGAUAAAGGAUAGACUUGGUAAUAAAAGGCUUCUUCUAGUGCUUAAUGAUGUAGACGACCAAAAUAUAUUGCAGUACUUAGUUGAACAUGAAUGGUUUUGUAGUGGUAGUAGGAUCAUCCUAACAACUAGAGAUAAACAAUUGUUGGAAAUGUACGAUGUUAGAACAUACGACCUUAAGUUAUUAAAUGACAGCGAAGUGCUACAACUUUUCAGUUGUCAUGCAUUCAAGCGGGAAAAGCCUGAAGAUGAUUAUGAGGAACUUUCAAACCGUGCAAAAGAUUAUGCCAAUGGCCUUUCACUUGCUCUCCAAGUUUUGGGUUCUCUUUUACACAAAAGAGGAAAACAAUACUGGUCAAGUAUAUUGGAUAAGUUGAAGACAAACCCUCCCAAAGAAAUCAAGGAAAAUGUUUAUCGUGUUUUAAAGAUUAGUUAUGAAGGCCUUAAUGAGGAAGAGAAUGAUAUUUUUCUUGAUAUCGCAUGUUUCUUCAAUGGAUGCCAUAAGAAAUAUGUCAUGAAUGUUUCUAAGUUGCCUGAAUCUGACGUGGUCAUUGAAAUACAAAUUCUUAAUGAGAGGUCCCUCAUUAAUAUAUCAGGAAAAAAUGUGGUGUUAAUGCAUGACUUGAUACAAGAAAUGGGCCGAGGAAUUGUUCGUCAAGAAUCUAAAGAACCUGGAGAAUGCAGUAGGCUGUGGUCUUGUGAUGACAUCCAUCAAGUAUUCGCUGAAAAUAUGAAAAAAUUGAAGCUGCUACCCAACAAUGGAUUAUCUUUAGAGGGAGGGUUGCAUGUAAGAGCUGAUGCGUUCACAAAGAUGAGGAAGCUACGAAUACUCAAAAUCAAUGGUGUGCGGCUUGAUGGGUGCCUUACAGAUCUUUCAAAUGAGUUAAGAUUGUGA
This is a messenger RNA of Cornus florida, 1416 nucleotides long. Its product is annotated as TMV resistance protein N-like. Gene Ontology annotation, biological process: defense response. The record is from RefSeq and is a predicted model, not a curated record. NCBI's taxonomy places the organism in Eukaryota, Viridiplantae, Streptophyta, Magnoliopsida, Cornales, Cornaceae. Gene Ontology annotation, molecular function: ADP binding. The transcript has 4 exons. Bases 1 to 1416 code for a protein of 471 amino acids.